AUGCAUGACACAACAUCAAGGAUAUCCAAGCCGGCCGGAGUGCGGGUUUCGCAGAGAGCUCCCCAGUCAUGCAUACCGUGCUUUAAGAGGAAGGUCAAGUGUAACAGGACCGUUCCGUGCAGUAAUUGUGUUCGCCGAAACGAAGUACAGUUUUGUGAGAGGGAAGUCGUUAUAGUGAAGAAAGAACUCAGCCAUGCUUUGGUGCAACACCAUCAACAAACGCAACGGGGCGAAUCAGAUCGUCUGCUCCCAAUCCAGCCUGAAGCUGGGAGCCGUAGUCGCACUCCAACGGCACCUGGGGCCUCGAAUUUGCAAUUUUCCCUCGGAGAGUACGAUAUGGAUUCGUACAAUCUUUCAUUGAACUUUUUGUCCUCAGGAUAUGCCAGUCUCGACCCUAGUAUUGGAAAGCAGGACUCUAACAAGCCCGGUGUUUUAGAUACCCUUUCAAGCAUCACAAUGGGAAGCGAUUGGGUGUCGCUGCCUGAAGCAUUCACAAGGUUGAUGUCUUCCAUCGAUUAUGAUACGUCCAAAGUUUUGAUCGAGUUUGCGUGCACACAAUUGACGUUCAUCCACAACGGGAUCAUUCCCCCAGUAUUCAUACAGGAGCAUGAAGCAUUCUGGCGGGCAGAGAUUUUGACCGAAAACAUACCGAAGAGUUAUCUGGUUAAUCCAAAAGGAAACCAGUUCUAUAGCAGACACUAUUACUACUGGAUAUCCAUGUAUUAUGGUCUUCUAUGCUCUGCUUUAUACUUUGGAGACGGUUUCUUGAACGACAAGGUGAACCUCUCUGAGGAAUACUUCAAGCAAUUUCCCAGAUUGUUAUUCCAGGCUUCUUUGGACUGUCUGCAGAAGGCAGAGUUUAUGUCGUAUCCCGAUUUCCGUGCCAUCCAAAUAUUUUGUAUCAUGAGCACAUGCUUCCAUGGAUUUGCCGGGGUCCAUUUACACAAUUGUCUGCUGACGUCAAUCUUCUACGUCGCGCGCUUCUUGAAAUUGGAUUGUCUGAACGAUAAGGAUGAUUCUACAAACAGGACAGAUGCUGAUAUUGAACUGCUGAAACGUGCAUGGUGGACUCUAGUGAUCAUUGAAGGCCUAAACGAUCAUUGCAGAUGGAUACCAUUGAGCAAUGAAUUUUCAACCUCAUACCCCAAACUGAUUACCAUUAACGAGCUCAUAGGAAAAGAAAAAUAUGAUCCCAAAGUCCAGCUAACAUAUCAGCAGAGAGCGAAGGGAUACUCCUAUGUCUUAUACCAAAUCUUCAUGGCUGAAAUGGCCUCCAUCAAGAAACAACAUUACCAUGAAGAUGGAUCCCCUGGAACACUUGAGUCUCUGCUAGUUGCCGAUGAAAAAAUGAUAUCACUUCUUUCAGACUACGAUUCGAUAUUCUGCAAGGCUGUCCCCGAAUCAAUACCAGAUAACUCCACAGAUAUUGAUGUGAUAACUUUUCCCUUCGCCAAGUACCUUCUCAAGUUUUCUCUGAACUGCGAAUCCCUGGAAAUCACCCGCAGACUCUUGCCUCACCUUGGCCGCAAUAAAUGGGUCAUCGUAUACAGACCGAGAUGCAUUAACUAUUCGUUGAACAUUUUGAGGAACUUCAAUGACUCAAAACUGCCAAGCUUCUACAACCGGAUCUGGACUGUGGCCAAGCAUGUCAUUAAUGCAAGUCUCUUCAUCCUAUUGGACAUUCUCAUGAUGGGGGAAAAGAUUUCUCACGAGGACCAUAGAAUAGUGGAGAUCAGAAAGGCAAUACCUGUGGUUGACGAAAUGAAGAACUCCCACAUGCCUGCCAAGGUGGGUACUGCCAUACUAGAAAAGCUAAUGUGGUUAGUCUCUUACAUUAACUACCCGAGCCAAAUGUCGUCUCCUGACACGGUGCUGGAAGAUAUGUCAAUUCGGACGUUUUUGACAGACCUCAAGCUUCUUCCUUUGAGGUUUCCUCCCAAUGGAUCAAAGAGCAAGGGAAAAAAGUCUACUUCGGGGCCCUUCCUGGUGAGAAGAACCAACAACGAUUAUACCAACAGUCCACCUGUGGCCAACGAGAGUGACAGUUCACCUUAUUUUCAGACCACUCCCCCUCCACAGCCAAGUGUUCUCUUCAACACCACCAACCAACUUCAACGAUUCGACUUCAACUUACCGGAUGUGCUGAAUGAUAGUGGUUGGGAUGAGCUACUGCAUUGGAUCUCCAAUGGCUACUUUUGUCUCGAGCCUGAUGAGUAUCGGUCGCCAUCAAUAUAA
This is a messenger RNA of Kuraishia capsulata CBS 1993, 2235 nucleotides long. RefSeq lists its product as uncharacterized. Gene Ontology annotation, molecular function: zinc ion binding; DNA-binding transcription factor activity, RNA polymerase II-specific. Bases 1 to 2235 code for a protein of 744 amino acids. NCBI's taxonomy places the organism in Eukaryota, Fungi, Ascomycota, Pichiomycetes, Pichiales, Pichiaceae. The transcript has a single exon. Gene Ontology annotation, biological process: regulation of DNA-templated transcription. The record is from RefSeq and is a predicted model, not a curated record.